Monopterus albus (swamp eel) is the source of this 1722-nucleotide messenger RNA. Its product is annotated as dnaJ homolog subfamily B member 6-like. Gene Ontology annotation, molecular function: Hsp70 protein binding. Bases 267 to 1064 code for a protein of 265 amino acids. NCBI's taxonomy places the organism in Eukaryota, Metazoa, Chordata, Actinopteri, Synbranchiformes, Synbranchidae. The transcript has 9 exons. The record is from RefSeq and is a predicted model, not a curated record.
GUAGUGAGAAACAGAUGAAUAGAACGUUGUGUCUGUUAUGUGAGGCUGAGGAACCUUGAACAUGGACAAAACGGUUUAGCUUCUGUCACAACCUAAGUAAUACACCGUCUUUCUAUCCUGCACAUCUGCUACGAUUACGAUCAGCUGGACCUGAACUGGUUUUUGAACACUAAUGGCGCUCUAAGGUACAGACAACUAAGCUAAACCAGGUUCUUCGUUCACUGACGUCACGGUACAUCAAGCUCACUGAAGUGUCUCCCUGCAUCAUGGUGGACUACUACCAGGUUUUAGGAGUGCGGAGAGAUGUGUCUGCAGAUGACAUAAAGAAAGCGUACAGAAAGUUGGCCCUGAGGUGGCACCCUGAUAAAAACCCAGAUAACAAGGAGGAGGCGGAGAGGAAGUUUAAGGAGCUGUCCGAGGCCUAUGAAGUCCUGUCAGAUGCCAACAAGAGGAGCAUAUAUGAUCACUAUGGUAAAGAAGGACUGACAGGGAACAGUGGAGGGCGAGGUCAUUUCCAUAACGGGGAACAUUUCCAUGAACCAUUCACAUUCCGUAACCCAGAAGAUGUCUUUAGGGAAUUCUUCGGUGGCAGAGACCCAUUUGCAGACUUUUUUGGUACUGAUCUCUUUUGUGAUGAUCCUUUUGUCAGCAACAGCCGGCAUCACCAAAGCCCGGCAGGUCGUAGCCGGACAGGUGGCUCUUUUUAUGGGGGCUUUAUUGGUUUUCCUCCCUUUGGUGCUGGUUUCUCACCAUUUGACCCAGGCUUUGGUUCUUUUGGAACCAUGAGCACCAUGGCUCCUAUGGGUCACAUGACACCCAUGGGCAGUUUGGCAGGUGGUGGCUUCACCUCUUUCUCUUCCACAUCCUUUGGGGGAAGAGAUGGGGGAGGUCUGGGCAACUUCCGCUCUGUAUCCACCUCGACCAAGAUGAUCAAUGGCAGGAAGAUCACUACUAAAAGAAUCGUGGAGAACGGUCAGGAGCGAGUGGAGGUGGAGGAGGAUGGGCAGCUGCGGUCAUUAACCAUUGAUGGUAGAGAGCAGCUGCUGCGACUCGAACACAAGUAAAGACCAAAACAUCUUCUGCUGGAGAAGUGUUUUACCUCAGCACAAACAAACUUGAGCUUGAAAUGGAAAAGAAAAAAAUGUAUUAUUGGCUGGAUGUACAUAUUUAGGUUGUGUUUAUUUCCCCCUCAUGUCCUCUACCUGCUGACUUUCAUGUGUUAACCGACUAUUCAAACCAGAAGAUUUGGAUGCAGACUUUUCUAUGCAUUUUGUUGGUGUGUUUCUGAAUUGAAGCUGUCAUUUUAUUUUGGCUCGGGGUGGUGGUGGUGGUGGUGGUGGUGGUGUUUCAGUGUUUGGGACCACAGUGUCGUUCUGAUAUGUCCAGCACAUACACUGUGUUCAGAACAUAAAGCAUGACUUUGCUUUUUUUUCAUCUGAAUAGUGUCGAAACUGUUAAAUUUGACGUUUACGAUAGGAAUAAUUGAGGCAUCUUCCUGGGCUCCGUUUACUGCUUGGCUAACCGCUUUGUAGUAAUUCCUUUCUUCUUUUUCUUUUUUUAAAAUAAAAUAAAGAAUGCAUUGCUGGUAGAUGGUGGUAUGCAAUUUUAUAUGUUCUAAUACCAAUGUGUUUAUUUAAAUGUGCAUGUACACCUGUUGAUGUUGAGUCUUACUGUUAAAGCUGCAUUAUAAUGCACAAAUAAAGGAAGGCAUUAUGUAAAUGA